AAAUUUAACAAGGUGAAGACAAACUUGGCUUUUCUUCUUUCCUACGAUUUUCCAUUAAAAUACACAUGCAAGAUCCCACGUGGCAUAAAUCUAUAACAUCAAAGUCCAAGGUCCCAAAAAUCUCCAACGUGAAACUUGAAUUGAAUAGUCUUCUUUCUCGUGUUCUUCCUUUCCCCCCGAAAGUGAAGGAACAAAUUCACUGCACCUCUAAAAAAAACCCACAAAUAAAAAUCUUCACCAAUCAAAAACAACCCCAGAAAUUCUCCUUCAAAAACAAAGAAAACCCAGAAAUAUCUCCUUCAAAAAACCAAAAAAAAUGGAAAAAAUCUCUCACAGAAAAAUCCCAGUAAAUGGCAUAAACAUGCACAUAGCAGAAAUCGGCGACCCCACAAAACCAACAAUCCUCUUCCUCCAUGGAUUCCCUGAGCUCUGGUAUUCAUGGCGGCACCAGCUUCUCGCCGCCGCCGCCGCCGGUUACCGCGCCGUCGCACCGGACCUUCGUGGGUACGGUGACACCGACGCGCCGCCGUGUUCUUCGAGCUACACCUCGUUCCAUGUCGUCGGAGAUUUAAUCUCUCUCCUCGAUUUUCUUGAAAUUGAUCAAGUUUUGUUGGUGGGUCAUGAUUGGGGUGCGAUUAUUGCUUGGCAUUUCUCUCUGUUUCGGCCUGAUAGAAUUAAGGCGUUGGUUAAUUUAAGUGUUCCGUUUUCGCCCAGGAACCCUAAUCGGAAACCUGUUGAUGGGUUGCGUAAAUCUCUUGGAGAUGAUUUUUAUAUCUGUAGAUUUCAGGAACCUGGAGAGAUGGAGGAAGAAUUUAACAGUAUCGAUACUGCUAGAUUAAUGAAGCAAUUUCUUGUAUCCCGUGAUCCAAAGCCUCCUUGCAUACCUAAAGGAAAAAUGGCAGCAAGUGCACAAAAGGCUAUUACUUUGCCUCCAUGGCUUUCAGAGGAUGACAUCAACUAUUUUGCUGAAAAGUUCAAACAGACAGGCUUUACUGGUGGUCUGAACUACUAUCGAGCCAUGAACCUGACUUGGGAGCUCAUGGCACCAUGGACAGGGGUGCAGGUUAAAGUACCUGUUAAGUUCAUUUUGGGGGAGCUGGACAUAACCUAUAGUUUUCCGUACAUGAAGGAUUACUUACACAAGGGUGGAUUCAAGAGAGAUGUACCACUUUUGGCUGAGCUUGUUGUAAUGGAAGGAGCUGCUCACUUCAUCAAUCAAGAAAAGCCGGAAGAAAUAAGCAAUCAUAUUUUGGAAUUCUUUGAAAAGUUUUAAUCCUCUGGUAUUUCUCAAGAUGCUCUUUGGCUUGCUUGAUGCAUUCAAAUUAAAACUUUUGUCGUUUUAGAAAGAGCAUAACGUGCUCUAAUUAGUUGUAUACAUGAUUUACAAAGGUGUUGAUAUGGUGUGUCCCAUAUACAGUGCUCUUUGGGAUCUUCUCCUUUUCCAUUGUAUAGUGUUUAAGUACCCCUCUUUGUCCCAAUUGUUGAGAUUCAAAUAAGUUGAAUACAUCUUUUUCUUGCCACAAUGUCUGAA
This is a messenger RNA of Chenopodium quinoa (quinoa), 1531 nucleotides long. Its product is annotated as epoxide hydrolase A-like. The record is from RefSeq and is a predicted model, not a curated record. Gene Ontology annotation, molecular function: hydrolase activity. The transcript is spliced from 3 exons. NCBI's taxonomy places the organism in Eukaryota, Viridiplantae, Streptophyta, Magnoliopsida, Caryophyllales, Amaranthaceae. The coding region runs from base 317 to 1273 and encodes 318 amino acids.